AUGAUGGAAGCUCCAUUGGUGAUUGGAAAAUACAAAGAUGUUCUGCCGCCCAGUCAUGUCGAAAGAAAAUUGACAAAAGUUUUAAUAGAUGUAAAAUUUUUGGAAAAUAUUAGUGAAAAUACAAUUGCUUUAGUUGAUUGCGUAACAGAUGUGAAAUCUUUCAAACAAUUUUCACCAAAUUUAAUAGUCAGCAAAGUGAAAGAUACUGAGAUCAUUCAGACAACAACUCAUCUACAGAAGAUCUGUGCUUGUGGAAAGGCAGUUUCACAGGAAAAUUUUUCUUCAUUGUGUAAAAAAAAUCUAGAAAUUCAGUUCCAUCACUUCAGAUAUUUAGACAAUCAUCGUUUGGAAUGGAUGGAAAGUGGGAAUUAUGGCCUAGAACGAAAAUGUAUCAACGAACUUCAGAAGUUUCGUCUACAAAGUGAAUUUAUGGAGUACACUAUAGGCGAGGGCCAGUACUUUAAUCAUUCUCGACAAAAUAUCAACAUAAUAUGCGCCGAUGCUGGAAUGGGAAAAAGCACAUUAGCGAAGAGUUUAAAAAAGAGUAGUAAGUCGACAAACUGGAUCAUUUUAAUCUACACCAGAGACCACGCCUUACACUUCAAGAAGCAUGGAUCCAGCGUGAAGAAUUUUUUAAAAUACAUCUUGGAAAAUACUUUACUGGAAUGCUGGAACCAAUUCCACCACAGGGUGUUCCAAAAAAUGAUGGAAAAUAACCAAAUACAACUAAUAUGGGACGGACUCGAUGAAGCAUCUGAUGACACUCAAAUUUCCAUUUUAACUUUAGUAAAUGCGUUUUCGGAAAAAGGAGUAAAGCAAUGGUUGACUUCUCGAAUCAAUUUGAGGGAUAUGUUGGAAAACAUGUUAGAAUUACUGGCAACGAAUGGGGCGAAUUUUAAUAUUCCGGACAAAGAUGGUCAGUUACCGAUCCACUAUGCGUGCAGGAAUUACCGGAAGGGAUAUGAAAUAAUUUUAUUUUUGCUAGAAAACGGUGUGAAAGUGGAUGUUCUGGAUGGAGAUGGACGGCUUCCGAUACAUUACGCAUUUCAAAAAUUUGAUACAGAUACUAUAAUAUUACUGGUACAACAUGGUACCAGAGUGGAUGUUCCGGAUGGAGAUGGACGGCUGCCGAUACAUUAUGCUUGUCAACACGGAAGUUUAAAAUUGAUUGAAUUAUUGGCAGUGAAAGGAGCCAAAUUUGAUGUUCCGGACAGAGGUGGUCAGCUACCGAUACACUAUGCAUGCAGAAAUUUCUCGGAGGGAUAUGAAAUAAUUUUAUUUUUGUGUAAAAAAGGUGUGAAAGUGGAUGUUCCGGAUGGAGAUGGACGACUACCGAUACAUUAUGCUUGUGAACAAGGAAGGCUAAAAAUGGUAAACUUACUAGAAGCGAAUGGAGCGAAAUUUGAUGUUCCGGACAGAGGUGGUCAGCCACUAAUGCACUUUGCGUGCAGAAAUUUCUGGGAGGGAUAUGAAAUAAUUUUAUUUUUGUGUAAAGAAGAUAUAAAAUUAGAUGUUUCGGAUGGAGAUGGACGAUUACCGACACAUUAUGCAUGUGAACACGGAAGCUUAACCAUGGUAGAAUUACUGGCAACGAAUGGAGCGAAAUUUGAUGUUCCAGACAGUGGUGGUCAGCUACCGAUGCACUUUGCGUGCAGAAAUUUCUCGGAGGGAUACGAAAUAAUUGUAUAUUUGUGUACAAAAGGUGUGAAAGUGGAUGUUCCGGAUGGAGAUGGACGACUGCCGAUUCAUUACGCUUGUGAACAAGGAAGGCUAAGCAUGGUACAAUUACUGGCAACGAAUGGAGCGAAAUUUGAUGUUCCGGACAGCGGUGGUCGACUACCGAUGCACUAUGCGUGUAGAAAUGACCAGUGUGGAUAUGAAAUCAUUUUAUUUUUGUGUAAAAAUGGUGAGAAAGUGGAUGUUCCGGAUGGGGAUGGACGAUUGCCGAUACAUUAUGCUUGUGAACACGGACGCUUAACCACGGUAGAAUUACUGGCAACGAAAGGAGCUAAAUUUGAUGUUCCGGACAGAGGUGGUCAGCUACCGAUCCACUGUGCGUGUAGAAAUAACCGGUGGGGAUAUGAAAUAACCCUAUAUUUGUGUAAAAAGGGUGUGAAAGCUGAUAUUCCGGAUGGAGAUGGACGAUUACAUUAUGCUUUUAAAAGACGAAGAUUAAACAUAAUCGAAUUACGGGCAACGAAUGAAACGAAAUUUGAUGUUGUGGGCAGAGGUGGUCAGCUACCGAUGCACUAUGCGAGCAGAAAUCUCCGGACGGGACAUCUAAAAACUUUAUUUUUGUAUAAAAAGUGUGUGGAAGUGAAUGUUCUGGAUCAAAAUGGACGAUUGCCAAUACAUUAUGCUUGUGAACAGGGAUGGUUGGAUAUGGUAGAAUUACUGGCAACGAAUGGAGGGAAAUUAGAUAUUCCGGACAGAGAUGGUCAGCUCCCUAUGCACUAUGCUUGCAGAAACCGUUCGGGGGGAUAUGAAAUAAUUUUAUUUUUGUGUAAAAAUGGUGGUAAACUGCCGAUAGACUACGCGUGUAAAAAUCGAAAUUUUGACAUUAGUAAACAUUUUCAUUUGAAUAUAGUUCAAACAAACGCUGAGGCCAUAAUACACCAGUUGCAAUAUUCAUGCCCUAUAAUCGAAACAGACAGCUGCGAAAUAUUGGGACCAAGCUGGUAA
Messenger RNA from Zophobas morio, 2682 nucleotides. RefSeq names its product serine/threonine-protein phosphatase 6 regulatory ankyrin repeat subunit B-like. The transcript has 3 exons. The record is from RefSeq and is a predicted model, not a curated record. Lineage: Eukaryota; Metazoa; Arthropoda; Insecta; Coleoptera; Tenebrionidae. Bases 1 to 2682 code for a protein of 893 amino acids. Gene Ontology annotation, molecular function: protein binding.